CGAGGCUGGAUGCUUGCCCAACAUGGCGGCGCGCUAGAAGCGUAACAUCUGCGUUUCUAGGCGCUUCGCUCUGCGGGUGGCUUAAGACUCUGGAGUUAUAGAGGCCUAAUCCAAACCGGUCAUCUGGAAGAAACUUUGACUUCAGAUAUGGCUCUGAGUAAAUCAAUGCAUGCAAGAAAUAGAUACAAGGACAAACCUCCUGACUUUGCAUAUCUGGCAACCAAAUAUCCAGAUUUUAAGCAGCAUGUUCAGAUAAAUCUGAAUGGAAGAGUGAGUCUUAAUUUUAAAGACCCGGAAGCAGUCAGAGCUCUGACCUGUACUCUUCUAAAGGAAGAUUUUGGACUUUCUAUUGAUAUUCCAUUGGAAAGACUGAUUCCUACAGUUCCCUUGAGACUCAACUACAUUCAUUGGGUGGAAGAUCUGAUUGGUCAUCAGGACUCUGACAAAAAUACUCUCCGAAGAGGAAUUGACAUAGGUACUGGCGCAUCCUGCAUCUAUCCUUUACUUGGAACAACCUUAAAUGGCUGGUAUUUCCUUGCAACAGAAGUAGAUGACAUGUGCUUCAACUAUGCGAAGAAAAAUGUGGAACAGAAUAAUUUGUCUGAUCUUAUAAAAGUGGUAAAAGUACCACAGAAGACACUCCUGAUGGAUGCUCUUAAAGAAGAAUCUGAGAUAAUCUAUGAUUUUUGCAUGUGCAACCCUCCCUUUUUUGCCAAUCAGUUGGAAGCCAAGGGAGUAAACUCUCGAAAUCCUCGGAGACCUCCACCUAGUUCCGUAAAUACAGGAGGUAUCACAGAAAUCAUGGCAGAAGGAGGUGAAUUAGAGUUUGUUAAAAGGAUCAUCCAUGACAGUUUACAACUUAAAAAAAGAUUAAGGUGGUAUAGCUGUAUGCUGGGGAAAAAAUGCAGCCUGGCUCCUCUGAAGGAAGAACUUCGCAUACAAGGGGUUCCUAAAGUUACCUACACUGAGUUCUGUCAAGGUCGGACAAUGAGAUGGGCUUUAGCUUGGAGUUUUUAUGAUGAUGUUACAGUACCAUCACCACCCAGUAAGCGAAGAAAAUUAGAGAAGUCAAGGAAACCCAUUACAUUCGUAGUGUUGGAGUCUGUGAUGAAAGAAUUGUCCCUUAAAGCAUCGUCGUCCCUGGGCUCUGAGACAGUGGAAGGCAUAGUAGUUGUGACAGCAUGGAUUGAAAAAAUCCUCACCGACCUGAAGGUCCAGCAUAAGCGAGUUCCCUGUGGAAAGGAAGAAGUUAGCCUUUUUCUAACAGCAAUAGAAAACUCCUGGAUUCAUUUAAGGAGAAAGAAAAGAGAACGAGUGAGACAAUUGAGAGAAGUUCCCCGAGCUCCUGAGGAUGUCAUCCAAGCCUUGGAGGAGAAAAAGUCCACCCCCAAAGAGUCUGGCAGUAGCCAAGAUUUGGCCCAGGGCCCCCAGGAGAGUGUCUUAUGUGGCCCUGCUCCACAGGAAGGCGAGUCUGCCACUGUUGAGGGCCAUUGCUCAAACCAGGAUCUGCUUUCCCAGGAAGAAAACCCAGAACCCAUGGAGGAUGAAAGGAAUGAGGAAAAGGGAGGGAUGGAGGUUUUGGAGAGUUGUAAAGGCUCUAGCAAUGGAGCCCAGGACCGAGAGGCUUCUGAGCAGUUCAGCAGUCCAGUGUCUGAAAAGGGGAGCCAUCUCCAAGGAGUGGCUGGACAUUACCUAUUCAAGUGUUUGAUAAAUGUGAAGAAGGAGGUGGAUGAUGCUUUAGUUGAAAUGCAUUGGGUUGAGGGCCAGAACAGGGAUUUGAUGAACCAGCUUUGUACCUAUAUACGUAACCAAAUUUUCAGGCUUGUUGCUAGUUAACUUCUUGCACAGUUGGGAAAGUUUCUAUAAAGUAGCCUGCUUUGGGGUGGCAAGAGGCAUUCCACCAUAGGCCCACUGAUAACAUGUGCAAUUAUCUUUAAAAUAAAAUAAACAAAUCUAUUUUAAAACACUCCCUACCCCCACCCCUUUAAAGUUAUUGGACAUUAGUAUGGUAGUUCGUGAGGAAAAAUUGUUACCAGCAUCAACAAAAAGCUUAUCAGUAAACCAAGGAGGGACUUAAACCUUUAAGCUGACCACCUU
Messenger RNA from Odobenus rosmarus divergens (Pacific walrus), 2097 nucleotides. RefSeq names its product methyltransferase like 16 (gene METTL16). Gene Ontology annotation, biological process: rRNA base methylation. The record is from RefSeq and is a predicted model, not a curated record. The transcript is spliced from 10 exons. Gene Ontology annotation, cellular component: nucleus. Gene Ontology annotation, molecular function: 23S rRNA (adenine(1618)-N(6))-methyltransferase activity. The coding region runs from base 148 to 1836 and encodes 562 amino acids. NCBI's taxonomy places the organism in Eukaryota, Metazoa, Chordata, Mammalia, Carnivora, Odobenidae.